UCGUCAGCGGAUUAAUUGUGAAAAUAGUGAAACAUCUGAAAAGCCUAGUGGUACAAAAAUUAAAAUCACAUACCUUUGGACUUUUUGUUCAAAAUUUAUAGCCUAAAAUGCUGUUCCUCACCGCCCGAGUCGAUCACACGGCGGAGCAGAUCUUCAAAAUCAAGCAACUCAGGCAACUGGUGGAAAAGUGCGAGGAUCUAAGAGUUGGCACAGAGGACACCCUGCUGACCAAGUUCCUGCAUUACACACGUUGGGAUACAAUCAAGGCCUACCAGGCCAUCCAUGCCUACUAUGACUUCAAGAGGCGUCAUCCCACCUGGGUGGCCCGCCAUCCCAUCGAGCACUACCGUCAGCUGUUUUAUGGCACCCACUGUCGCUAUGUAAUGCCCCAGGUGGAUCGCAAUGGACGGGUUCUGGUCAUCUUUAAGACGGUGGAUGGGUUCCAGACCUAUCCUGACUAUCUGCAGAGUCUCGUCGAGAUGGACGAUUUGAUCUUUGAGUCCCUUUUACUUUUGCCCCGAGUCCAGGAAAACGGCAUCACGGUCAUCUGCGAUCUCCAAGGAACAACGAGGAAUUUUUUGCGACAGUUUUCGCCAGCUUUUAUGAAGGUGGUAAACGAGAAAAACGGAGUCCUGCCCUUUAGCCAGCGAAUUGUCCACAUUAUCCAGCGAGGAUUCCUGAUGCACGUGACCUCCACGCUUUUUAUGCCCUUCAUGAACAAGGAAUUUAAGGAAAGGAUCUUCACUCACGAUGGACGCCAAUUGAGUAAACUGCGUGAAAUGGUUGGCUAUGAAAGUUUGCCGGCGGAAUAUGGAGGUCCUGCCACAAAUGUUCUGGACACGAAUUUGAUUUUCAAUCAUUUAAGUCAAAACGCAGAGUACCUGCAAAAGCUGCAGACUUAUGGGAAGCUAUAGUGAAAUAUAAGAACAUAUUUUGUUGACUAUUUAAUCAGGAUUUUGCACAUCAACUAAAUAUAUUACUUAAUUUUAUACCAAA
Messenger RNA from Drosophila eugracilis, 996 nucleotides. RefSeq lists its product as uncharacterized. Gene Ontology annotation, molecular function: phosphatidylinositol bisphosphate binding. Gene Ontology annotation, cellular component: membrane. The transcript is spliced from 4 exons. NCBI's taxonomy places the organism in Eukaryota, Metazoa, Arthropoda, Insecta, Diptera, Drosophilidae. The coding region runs from base 108 to 914 and encodes 268 amino acids. The record is from RefSeq and is a predicted model, not a curated record.